Condylostylus longicornis is the source of this 2754-nucleotide messenger RNA. RefSeq names its product inner centromere protein A (gene Incenp). The transcript has 9 exons. The record is from RefSeq and is a predicted model, not a curated record. The coding region runs from base 106 to 2649 and encodes 847 amino acids. Gene Ontology annotation, molecular function: protein serine/threonine kinase activator activity. Gene Ontology annotation, biological process: meiotic spindle midzone assembly; metaphase chromosome alignment; positive regulation of protein serine/threonine kinase activity. Gene Ontology annotation, cellular component: midbody; meiotic spindle midzone; kinetochore. NCBI's taxonomy places the organism in Eukaryota, Metazoa, Arthropoda, Insecta, Diptera, Dolichopodidae.
UUGAAGUUUAGCGUCAUAUAAAACUAAAUUCGCGAUUAAAUUUAAAAUAAAAAAAAAAAGGAUAUAUCAGUGGAAAUAUUUUUAAUAUUUUCAUUAAAUUUUAACAUGGAGAAAUUGUUAGAAACGGAUCCUUUGCUAUGUUCGCAAUUAGAAGCAUUAUUUGAAUUUCAUGAUAAUGCUCUCCAAAAACUGGAAGAAGAUUAUAAGAAAAAUUUGGAAAAAAUUCAGAAUUUUUUUAAAACAAAUGCUAUUGUUGACUCACUUACUGCAGACAAAACUCCACAACAAAUAAAAAAACGUUCAAAAAAACUUUCAAAAUUGAAUGAGGAAAAUAGUGAAGAUAGUACAGUAACACGUGAAAAUGAAUCUGGGAGAUCAUUCAGACAUCCUCGAGCGGCCAAGAAAAAUUUAGAUUUGAAGGAAAAACCUUUGAGCACAAAAAUUCGCCGACCAUCUAAUUUCGAUCCAAGUGUAACUACCAAUAUUUACAUAAAACAAGAAAAAAAUGAUAGUGUAAUUGAUAAAUCAGGAGAGGAUAAGCAAAUUCCAGAUGAACCAAUGCAAGUUGAUAAUAAUUGUGGAAGUACAAUUAGCGAGAAUUCAAUUUUGAUACUUAGCAAAAGAAACACUGUUGUUGAAAUUGAGUCUGACGUUGAAUCAGAUAAAAUGCCACCCCCUCCAGUUCCAGGAACAAAAAAACGUAUUCGAAAGAAGAAUAUAUCACAAGAAACUGUUAACGUAGAAAUACCCAGGCCUAUAAAGUGUGAGAAAAUCAGUUUUAAUCCUAAUGAAGAUACGAAUAAUACUACAGAGAGAAAUCAAACAAAUUCAAGUACUUCAUUAGAAUCAACUAUUUCCAAAACGCAGAAAAAAAAAGAAAAUAAAUCUAAAUUUCCCAACCCAAUCAAAAUCAAAGAAGAAAAACUUAGUCUUGUAGAUGCUAAUAAUGAUGCUCCUCAAGAGAAUAAGAAGAAUAAAAAAUCAGAAAAGAAAGAUAGACAAUCAAACAACUCUAACCGCAAAGGAAGUUUAGAAUCGGUUUAUGAAGAUGCAAUGCCACUAACAUCUGAAAACAUCAAGCAAUUUUCUAACAUGCAGAUAGAAGAAAACCGUCCGUCUAACAAUAAAGUGAAUUCACCCCACGGUGAUAUAUUACCAAACGAUAAAGCAUCAAAAUUAGAUAAACAAAAUUUACAUAAUGAAGAAAGAACUUCAGAUAAAAAUGAUGCGACAUUUGUUUCUGCUCAGGGUCUACCAGCAGCAGCACACAAUAUAGCAGUGGCUAUGGCUGAACUAACAUUAAAUAAAAGUGUCGCAUCUACUCCUACAGAUCAAGCAACUUUCAUUUUGGACAACAAAAUUCAUAAUGCAACUUUGACGCUUAAACAAGGAGAAGACAUCAUAGAUUCAAAUGCAACUUUUGAAAUACGAACAAAUCCUAUAGUGAAUUUAGGUGAAACAUAUGUUCGAGAUUAUGUUGUAAAAGUAAAUAAUUGUGAAGAAAUGGAAGAACGUCCAAAAAGUAAAUACAAACCUAAACCGAAAUCAAAAAUGGAAAAAAAUCAGCUUUUCAAUCCUUUCAUUCAAAGUCCGCUAAAAACAAAAGUAGAGGCAUUUGAAAAAGCUGCAGCAGACGCUGGAAAAGAUGCAUCAAAUCGAUUAAAAGCGAACAAUAAAGGAAAGCAAAAAGAACAAAAUGACGAAAAUUCAGAAAUAAAAAAUAAGGUUGUUUCUACCUUAAAAGGCUCAUCGAAAAAUGUUACUCCUACUGCCUCGCGUGGCUUUGGCCGUAUUUUAACACCUUCACAAUCUUCUUCAACUAUAACUCCAACAAUAGGAAAUAUAAUUAAAAAGGCACCAAACAGUGAAUCAAAGGCAAUUGGUCUCGUAAAAAGCUUAUCAACUAUGAGUAAAACAUCAUUCGGGCAACAAUCUACAAGAUCAAGAGAAAACAGCGUUGAAGACCUAAAGCGGGGUUACCUUAAACUUCAAGAAAUAAGCGAGAGAAAAAAACAACGAGAUGAAAAACAACAACAAGCUUUGAUUUUAAGGCAGCAAAAGGAAAAAGAACGUGAAGAACGUAUUAAACGACUAAUUGAAGAACGUGAAGAAAAAAAAAAGAACGCUGAACAAAAACGUCAUUUAGAAGAGAUUCAAAGAAAUCUUAAGCUUUUGGAUGAGAAAAAUGAACAAAAACGUAAAUUAGAAAUGCAGAAAUUAGAAAAACAAGCCGCAGUAGCAGCCGCAAAGAAAGAACGUGAAAUUCUAGAAAAUUUGAAAAUUCAGAAAGCAAAAGAAAAACUGCAACAGGAAUAUUUUAAAAACCAAAAACUAUUAAAAAACAAAGCAAAAGAAAAUCCUCUCUAUAAUUUUGAAAUGCUACUUACGGAAGAUGAAACCGACGAUGAAGAUAAUCCAUCUAAAAAGAGGCCACCAUUACCAGAAUGGGCGACAAGAGAAGUACGACAAAAAAGUUUGCUUUUACAGGCAUACAUGCCAACAGCUUUAGUUGAUUCCUUUUUCCCUGUAACACCACUAACACCAGAUUUAAAAGAAGUUUUCCCAACAAUUGAUCCAAGAUAUUGUACGAGAAAUUCAAGUGUUUGUUGGUCAACACCACCAAGAUAUUCUGAAUUACCAAAAUAUUGAAUUUAGCUUAACAACAAAAAUUGAAAUAGGUAUGGUGUUAAAAUUUCAAAUUACCAGUCAUACUUAUUUGCAAUAUUUGGAAACAAUGUUUAAUUUUUAUCACAA